Messenger RNA from Cornus florida, 1005 nucleotides. RefSeq lists its product as uncharacterized. The transcript has 2 exons. Bases 124 to 759 code for a protein of 211 amino acids. NCBI's taxonomy places the organism in Eukaryota, Viridiplantae, Streptophyta, Magnoliopsida, Cornales, Cornaceae. The record is from RefSeq and is a predicted model, not a curated record.
AUAUAUAUAUAGACACCCCAAAACAUUUGCAUCACCCUUUAUGUUCAUUUCUCUCUCUCUCAAAACUCGAAGGCUCAAGCUCAAGCCUCUGUCACUCUCUCUCUUGUAGCUAUAUAUAUAUAUAUGAACAUGAAUGAUUAUGGAGAUGAUAGGCCGUGUUGUUAUUUUCAUCCCAAGGAGGUGAUUGUAGGGGUGUGUCCCUUGUGCUUGAGGGAGAGGCUUCUCAUCUUGGCAUCAAAAGAAGGGCACCAGUCCCAAACUAAGGGCGCCUACGGGAGUCACAGUGCCCUACACAGCAGGAAGCCCCACAUCACCCUCCCCAAGAUCUUUGCUCUGGGUUCCCUUCUCAACCGCCUUGAGCUCCGCCACAAGAAAUUUGAUGAUUCCGAUGAUCACCAUGUUGAUUAUACUACAUCCACCAGUCAUGAAGAUUCAUUCAUAUCAAUCAAGUUUGAAGAAAAUGGUGUUGCCUCGUGGGAAAAGAACACAGUUUCUAAGGUCUCUCUAGAGCACUGCAAUAAUAUGUCCUGGAAUCACAGCCUAAGCAAGGAGAGCAAGGAGGCCAAGAGUGUCGUAGAACAUGCCAAACCGCGGGCGUCGCUGAGGUGGCGAAAGCGGAUUGGGCAACUGUUCCAGCUCAUCAGAUUGAAGAGGAGCAGUAAAGGGAAUGCGUGCCACGUGGGCAGCAAGCUGGAGGGAGUGAAGGUGAGAAAUGGAUGGAUAAGGUUUCUGACCACAAGGAGGAGGACCAAGGAAUAAAGGGUUGUACAGAAAGAGACACACUGCUUUUCCACCACCUCCACCACCACCACCACCACCAAUUUGACUACUGUAGGGGCUCAGUGUGAAUGUAAAAAGUCAUAUAUAUCAUUGAGAUGGUAAAGAGUAUUAUUACCUUUAUCACAACCAAAAAUGUGCUUUUGCUUGUAUUCUUGUGUCCUUGAUUGGAAUAAUUUCUUAAUUGUAAAGGAAGGGGCUGUGAAAAAAAAGCCCAAAGUUGUUUCA